Messenger RNA from Pogoniulus pusillus (Red-fronted tinkerbird), 322 nucleotides. RefSeq names its product feather keratin Cos2-3-like. Gene Ontology annotation, molecular function: structural constituent of cytoskeleton. The transcript has a single exon. Bases 20 to 322 code for a protein of 100 amino acids. The record is from RefSeq and is a predicted model, not a curated record. Gene Ontology annotation, cellular component: intermediate filament. Lineage: Eukaryota; Metazoa; Chordata; Aves; Piciformes; Lybiidae.
GCACCUCCACCCUCAAGACAUGUCCUGCUACAGCCCGUGCCUGCCCUGCCGGCCCUGCGGCCCAACCCCGCUGGCCAACAGCUGCACUGAGGCCUGUGUCAGGCGGUGCCAGAGCUCCACCGUUGUCAUCCAGCCUCCUGCUGUGCUGGUGACCCUGCCCGGCCCCAUCCUCAGCUCCUUCCCGCAGAACACCGUUGUGGGCUCCUCCACCUCCGCUGCCGUUGGCAGCAUCCUCAGCUCUGAUGGAGUGCCCAUCAGCUCUGGCUGCUGUGACCUCUCUGGCAUUGCCAGCCGCUCCUAUGGCAGAAGGUACCUGCGCUGA